AUGCUAUUGCUGCUGCUGCUGCUGCUACUCCUGGGGGCUGCUGCAAGCAGAUGUCUACAUGACGAGACACAGAAGUCUGUGAGCCUUCUCAGGCCCUCUUUCUCCCUACCUCCCUCAAACUUCCGCUCUUCCUCCCUCAUCCUCCCUGGCUCUCAUGAUCCUCAACCCCUCCGAAUCCAAACCUGCUAUAUAAAAGACCCUGUGUCAGAUGGAGCUUGGGAUCCUGAGGGAGAUGGGAUGAGUGGGGAAUCCCGAGCCCUGGCCGCAGUGAGAGAGGCUGCUCAGCGACUCCAGGGUGUCCUAGCAGUGCAAGGACCCCUGCUUCUGAGCCGAGACCCUGCACAGUACUGCCAUGCUAUCUGGGGAGACCCAGAUACCCCCAACUACCACAGGUGCAGCCUCUUAAACCCAGGGUACAAAGGAGAGAGUUGCCUGGGCGUAAAGAUCCCUGAUGCUCAUCUCCGUGGUUAUGCUUUGUGGCCAGAGCAGGGUCCCCCACAACUGGUCCAGCCAGAUGGGCCUGGAGUUCAAAACACAGAUUUUCUCCUGUAUGUGCGGGUUGCCCACACUUCCAAGUGCCAUCGAGAGCCCUCUAUCAUUGCCUAUGCUGCCUGCUGCCAACUGGACUCAGAAGACAGGCCCCUUGCUGGUACCAUUGUCUACUGUGCCCAGCAUAUCACCAGCUUCAGCCUCAGCCAUAGUGACAUCGUCAUGGCCACACUACACGAAUUGCUCCAUGCCCUGGGUUUUUCUGGACAGCUCUUCAAGAAGUGGCGGGAUUGCUCCUCAGGACCCAGUGUUCGAGAGAACUGUUCUACAAGGCAACAGGUGAUGAGGCGAGAUGAAUGGGGACAGCUGCUUCUCACCACCCCAACUGCUAGCCACAGCCUGGCCAAACACUUGGGAGUGCUAGGAGUUUCACUGGGCGUCCCCUUGGAAGAAGAGUAGGGCCCCUUGUCUUCACACUGGGAGGCCCGACUACUCCAAGGCUCUGUAAUGACCGCUAUCUUCGAUGGUGCCCAGCGCACUCGACUAGACCCAAUCACUCUUGCUGCCUUCAAAGACUCAGGCUGGUAUCAAGUCAACCACAGUGCUGCAGAGGAGCUGUUGUGGGGCCAGGGAUCUGGCCUGGACUUUGGCCUGGUGACCACAUGUGGCACUGGCUCCUCGGACUUCUUCUGCACUGGCAGUGGACUGGGCUGCCACUACCUGCACCUGGACAAGGGAAGCUGCUCUUCAGACCCUGUGCUGGAAGGCUGUCGCAUGUAUAAGCCCUUGGCCAACCAGAGUGAAUGCUGGAAGAAGGAAAAUGGAUUCCCACCUGGGGCAGAGAAUCCCCAUGGGGAGAUCUACCAUUCCCAGAGCCGUUGCUUCCUUGCCAACCUCACAUCACAACUGCUCCCUGGGGACAAGGACAGGCAUCCCUCUCACAUCCCACACCUGAGGGAAGCAGAGCUCACUGGCCACUGCUACUUACAUCAGUGCACAGAGAGGGGAACCUACAAGGUGCAGGUGGAGGGAUCCCCAUGGGUCUCAUGCCCCCCAGGAAAGGCUAUUCAGAUACCUGGGUACUAUGGUCUUCUCAUCUGUCCCAGGGGUCGGCUGUGUCAGACUAAUGAAGGUACAGAUGCUGUUACUUCCCCACCUAUGAGCCUUUCAACCCAGGACCUGUUCUUCAGGCUGUCUUUAGGAUUAGCUGGGCCCCCAGGCCAUUCCCUGGGGGAAGAAGAACGAGAAGAGCUGACUGAAGCAAUCCUACAGGCUCUGGUGAGCAGAGGAGGCACUGACAGGUGCUAUUUCCACAGCCCCUCAAUUACCACUAAUCUGGUGUUCACUGUGCAUAUGAGGAAGUCCCCCGGUUGCCUAGGGCCUUCAGUUGGUAUGCUGCACAGGGCCCUGACCCUGACUCUCCAGAAGAAGCCUCUACAAAUAUAUUACAGAGGAGCCAACUUUACCACAGAAUACACCAAGUUGCUGGUUACCUCGGACCACAAUCACUCGAUGACCCAUUUAGGUCUGUCCAUAGGGUUCUGCCUAACACUGCUUAUCCUGGUGUGUACACUGGGAACCAUGGCCUAUCAGAAACGAGCUACUCUUCAGGUGGGGCCAUCUGCCCCAUACCAUUCACCAGAGCUCCAAAGCACAAGGGGCCCAGUUGGAGGAAUAAGGGAGGUGUGA
Molecule: messenger RNA, 2178 nt
Organism: Molossus molossus (Pallas's mastiff bat)
Lineage: Eukaryota; Metazoa; Chordata; Mammalia; Chiroptera; Molossidae
Gene: CIROP
Product: leishmanolysin like peptidase 2
Exons: 15
Biological process (GO): cell adhesion; proteolysis
Cellular component (GO): membrane; cytoplasm
Molecular function (GO): metalloendopeptidase activity
Source: RefSeq, a predicted model, not a curated record